Medicago truncatula (barrel medic) is the source of this 690-nucleotide messenger RNA. RefSeq lists its product as uncharacterized. The coding region runs from base 1 to 690 and encodes 229 amino acids. NCBI's taxonomy places the organism in Eukaryota, Viridiplantae, Streptophyta, Magnoliopsida, Fabales, Fabaceae. The record is from RefSeq and is a predicted model, not a curated record. The transcript is spliced from 2 exons.
AUGGAUGAUGAACAUGUUUUUCAUUAUCUUCUUUUAUGGAGGAUGUAUAUCCAUAUUUUGGCAAUAUAUGCUGCUAGUUUUUUUUUCUUGAAUUUCAUUUUGAGGGAUGAAUAUGAGAUAAGAUCUUUGAAUGAAAGAGCUUUAACUAGAUAUGAGUCAAGGAGGGAUACUUUGGACUCUAUCAUCAGUGCAAGUGAUUCUCAUUGCAUAUGGGAACUAAGAAUGUGUAGAAAUACAUUUGCACAUCUUUGUGAAGUUUUAAGGGUACGAGGAGGAUUAGUGAAACUUAGACAAGUGACAGUUAAAGAGCAAGUUGCUGUAUUUUUAAAUGUACUCGCUCAUCACACAAAAAAUAGAAGUAUUCAAGUUAGAUUAUCUAGAUCAGGACAAACGAUAAGCAAAUACUGUCAUAGAGUGUUGGCUGCAGUUUUGAGGUUACAUAAUGAUUUACUUGCCAAACCUGAACCAGUACCUCAAGACUGCACUGAUGAAAGAUGGAAGUGGUUUAAGGGAUGCUUAGGGGCUUUAGAUGGAACUUAUAUAGCAGUUACACCAAGUGCUUCUGACAGACCUACAUAUCGUACGAGGAAAGGUGGUCUCGCAACAAAUGUAUUUUAUGGAUAUAGAUAUGGAUAUGGAUAUGGAUCUUUCUUUAGAUUUUAUUUUCUCUGUGGUAUGAAUGAAGUAUGA